AUGAAAUAUUUAAGUAAACUCUUUUUUGUUGUGUAUUUAAUCAUAACAAAAAGGAAACGUGCUAAUGAGUUAGCUAAAUAUUCAUCAACAGGCAGUAACAGCGAACAAAGAAAAUUACUUUGGGUUGAAUAUGCGGUGAUGGAGAAUGGGAAAAUUAUUGGAGCAUAUUUUAACUUAAUUAAAAUUCAUGGGUCAAUGGUGAUGAGCCGAAUAAAAACAAGACUGAGAAACUCGAAAGAAGAAGAUAAGUUUGCAACAUUGUCGAUGCGAGAGAAGCAAGAAGCAGCAUAUUGA
Molecule: messenger RNA, 294 nt
Organism: Clunio marinus
Lineage: Eukaryota; Metazoa; Arthropoda; Insecta; Diptera; Chironomidae
Source: the annotation of a GenBank genome assembly